Micromonas pusilla CCMP1545 is the source of this 1299-nucleotide messenger RNA. RefSeq lists its product as uncharacterized. Gene Ontology annotation, molecular function: calcium ion binding. The transcript has a single exon. The record is from RefSeq and is a predicted model, not a curated record. Lineage: Eukaryota; Viridiplantae; Chlorophyta; Mamiellophyceae; Mamiellales; Mamiellaceae. Bases 1 to 1299 code for a protein of 432 amino acids.
AUGUCGUACGAUCUCGCGAGCGACCUAGAGAAUCGCCACUCCUUCAGCUCGGCGUCCCCGAGGAUGGUCCCGCCGUCGUCCGUGAGCGACGCGUACCUCGGCACGCUGCGCUCGCAGCGGUCGCUGCGGCAGUCGGAGCGCGAGCUCGCCGCGGAGAUCACGUCCGAGGCGUCGACGAAGAUGCGGUCCGUGACGGACAUGAAGGUGCGCGUCGGCGUCCUCCCCCCCCGACUCGCGUCUUUCGAGAAUCGCGCAAAUGGACAGGACGGAACGCGAACGCCCGCCCCGCCCCGCCCCCGGGAUAAAAUAAUCCAAAUCGCGAUCCUCGCUCACGCGCUCCCUCCCCUCCUUCCCCGUUCGACUCCAUCGCAGAAUCUCCUCACCGGCGGCGACGCGAACGACGACGGCGUGUUGAACUACCAAGAGCUCGCGUCCAUAAACCCGAAGCUGUAUCGCAUGCUCGGCAUCCAGGAGGACGUGAACGUUCUCCUCAGGAAAUUCGACACCAACCACGACGGCUUGCUCGAUCACAAAGAACGCCGGGCGGUUCUGCGCGGCUUAGUCCCCACCUUGCGCGAGCAAGCGAAAAAGCUGUGCCAAACCGGGGAGUACACCGCGGCCGGGGAGCUGUGGAACAACCGGACGAACCUGAUAAAGACGAUCAAGGCAGACCACGCGGCGGAGGUGGAGGGGAUCCAAAAGCACUUCGAGAGGGAAUACAGAGCGGAGGUUGAGGACCGCGAGGAGGCGUUCUUCCGCGUGAGGAUCACGGAGCUGUACGACGCGCUGACCGCGCACUGGGACGCGAAAGAGGCGUUCUUGGAGCGCGUGUUGAAGCAGAAGCUCGCGCUGUUUAAGAAGACGAAGCCGCACAGCAAGCACCCGACGGGACCGCGAGUCACGAAGUUUCCCCCAGAGGUUUUGGAGCUGCGGCGGUACUUGAAAAACCUGUCGCACGCGCGUCACCCCACGGACUAUCAGCUCGCGGAGGGCGAGCGGAUGAAGAUAAAGCUGCAUAAGCUCGAGGACGAAGCGCACGCGAAGCACGCGACGCUCGCGCCGGCGUAUUACGAGAGGGAGCUCAAGAAGUUUAUACGCGCGCAGGCGGAUGAUCGAUACAAGUUGAAGCAGCUCAGGGUGAACUCGUUCGACAUCUUCGGAAACUACGUCGCGCAGGCGAGGGAGAUGCUCAGCGCGCGUCACCGCGUGUACGACAUCCGCAUGGCGCACGCGCACGCGCUCGGGCCGCAGGAAAAAAUCUUGGAGGAGCUGAAGCCGUAUUACCAGCUUCAGAUGUAA